CGCGGAUUAAAUGAAAGCACAUUUGGAUAUUGACAGAUUCAUAACAAAAGAUGACUACAAUAAUAUGUCUUGAUUGAAAAUAAUUAUCCUUGGACAUUUGUCCAACAUAAGCUUCCAGAACGCUAAUAAUGUUAAUCACAAACAUAUAACAUGUUUUAACAACUUUAAAUAUGACUGACCUUUCAACUGUAAACGUAAUUUCCAUCUAGUUGAUAAUUCAUAUUUAAAUGAGAUAAUCAAAUAAUGCUAAUGCAACCAGUGUUAAUAGUAAGUCUACUGUUUAUAUGCAAUAUCUAUGGAUCAGAUGUGGAUGCUAAUCAAAACAUUUCCCAAUGUAUUCCGACUCCUCUAUUAAUAUGCACCAAAAAUGAUAGUGAUAUUUGUGUUGAUCCAAAGGCAUUGCUAAUUGCAUCUCCUUUUCAUGGUAAUUUAACAUUUCAACUUGAACCAGCUACAAGUGAAUAUUAUCUCAUCGAGGCCAAUGGUACUGAUUGUAUUUUUACUGGCAAAAUGAACGGAACAUCAAAUCGUGUCAGAGUUAACAUUUGUUCUUAUUCAUUGAAAAACUCAACUCUUGUCACUUGUUUGAUUAUUCAUAAUGAUAGUUGGUUAAUUGAGUUCAAUGAAACAAAAGAAUGCUAUCAAAUUCGAUUAUCUCAAUGCUCUAUUCGAGAUAUUAUACCGAUAGAUACAUACGAUGGGCUCAAACCGGAAAAUAUAUUAAGAGUUGGUUAUCCAUCGUCAAAUCAUCUUUUUGAUCCAAAGUUUUUAAUGUCCACUCCAAGAUACGUUGAAGUAGGAAUAGCAAUUGAUUGCAUGACAAAAAAAUAUGUCACUCCAAAUCAUGAAAUAUAUAACAUUUUUAAAAAGGCAACGCAGUUGCUAACACAAAUGAAUAUUUUUGCAAUACUUACUGUGAUUAAAAAGCUUGACACGGCAAACCAAUGUAAUGAAUCAAGAAUCUACAAUGAUGAUGCUGGCAUGUUGCUGAGCAAAUUCAGAGAAUAUAUCAUAGAAAACCAUGAAACAUUUGGCAAAUAUGAUGUAAUUGUAAGAAUCACAGCUCCAUGCAACUGUAGCAAGAUUGGAGUAACUAAUCUUUUUAUAGCUUGCACUCCGAUGUUGGGACAUGCUGUUGUAAGAGAUAACAAUGAUUAUACUUUUUCAAUAACUUUUGCUCAUGAGUUACUUCAUACAUUUGGAGUAGUCCAUGACAAUGAUCAAGAACUGGCAGAAGAAGCUCAUUGUCCAUAUGCAUUUUGUUUGAUGUACUCCACGACACCGUCUCGAGGUCAACCAGAGGUAGGAUUGUCACCAUUCACAAUUUCACAGGUGGAAGCUUCUAUUUUAUUGGGUUAUCUUGAUUGCUUUUUAGAUAAACCAGAGCUAGGCGAAUAUUGUGGCGAUUACUCUUUAAACGGCAACGAACAGUGUGAUUGUGCGGAUGUAAAACAUUGUUCAAAAUGUUGCAAUCCAUCAACUUGUUUACUUUUAGAAGGAGCCAAGUGUGGACAUGGACCUUGUUGUAAUUUUGAAACUUGCGAGCUCUACAAGUCAACAGAUAAUCAUGUAUGCCGUCCAGCAAAAAGUGAUUGUGAUAUAGAAGAAAGAUGUGACGGAUCCUCACAAUUCUGUCCUCCUGAUCUUCAUUUGCACGAUGGUUGGAGUUGUGAAUACGGUGAGGGUCACUGUUUUAAUGGUAAAUGUGGUAGUUAUCAUCUUUCCUGUGAUAAAAUUUUCGAAAAUUCUGAGCCUGCUCCAGAUUCGUGUUAUGAAAAAAAUGCAGUGGGCACACUUUAUUUUAAUUGUGGUCCACCAACUGAUUAUUUUCAUCCCUUCGACGGCAAAGCAAAAAAAUGUAAAAAGGAAGAUGUCAAAUGUGGCCGAUUACUAUGCACUGACAGCAGCAGAUUAAGAAACUCAAUUAAACAAGCAUAUAUAAAUGUUAUAAUCGACUUUGAAAGUGCGUCCUGUCGAGGUAUCCUUAUACCCAGAACCUUCAAACGUAACGCAACCGAUUUAGGUUUAGUACCUGAUGGUGCACCUUGUGCUCCAAAUAAAAUGUGUCUCAACCAAGAAUGCAUUCCAGUGUCAAAAGUUAUUGAGACGAAACCAUGUCCAAUCAAUUGCCAAAAUCGAGGUAAAUGUACUAACCAAGGAAAUUGUAUUUGUAAUAAUCCAAAAGAUAAAUCGCCUGAUUGCUCUUUCUCCCCGGUAACUUCAUCGAGUUGGCAAGUCUUGUUUCGAUACUUUGAAACUACAAUUCAAUUAAUUGUAAUGAUUGUGUUGACGUCAACAUGGAUUUGGAGACAUUUUAAUAAAUAAUAAAUAUAAUUGUGUUUAUCUGUUCCUCUG
Messenger RNA from Tetranychus urticae (two-spotted spider mite), 2355 nucleotides. The record is from RefSeq and is a predicted model, not a curated record. NCBI's taxonomy places the organism in Eukaryota, Metazoa, Arthropoda, Arachnida, Trombidiformes, Tetranychidae.